AUGGCUGGAAGUCGUGUGCUCUCGCUGGCGGGCCUAGUCCUUCUUCUAGAAACCGUCACGUGUCGUCCGGCUAUACCCAGAGCUCGUCGUGACAUCCCCCUGGAUUUUGAAGCUCUUGCUGAGAUGCCUGUGGAACACUUUGGACUUGUAGAUGAAUACGGGGUGCUGCCGAAACAUCCGUCCUUUCACCAUCGAGUGACCCGUAAGCAGCCAAAAGGGCUAGCACAGGCGGGAAAAAGCAAACGUGAUGGUCCAGACAUGGAGGAGCUCUACUACGAUGACAUCAUGUAA
This is a messenger RNA of Bufo bufo (common toad), 291 nucleotides long. RefSeq names its product chromosome 10 C11orf94 homolog (gene FREY1). The transcript has 3 exons. NCBI's taxonomy places the organism in Eukaryota, Metazoa, Chordata, Amphibia, Anura, Bufonidae. The record is from RefSeq and is a predicted model, not a curated record. The coding region runs from base 1 to 291 and encodes 96 amino acids.